This is a messenger RNA of Nothoprocta perdicaria, 498 nucleotides long. RefSeq names its product MAF bZIP transcription factor F (gene MAFF). Gene Ontology annotation, molecular function: RNA polymerase II cis-regulatory region sequence-specific DNA binding; DNA-binding transcription factor activity, RNA polymerase II-specific. The record is from RefSeq and is a predicted model, not a curated record. Bases 17 to 466 code for a protein of 149 amino acids. Gene Ontology annotation, biological process: regulation of epidermal cell differentiation; regulation of transcription by RNA polymerase II. Gene Ontology annotation, cellular component: nucleus. The transcript is spliced from 2 exons. Lineage: Eukaryota; Metazoa; Chordata; Aves; Tinamiformes; Tinamidae.
GGCCCCGGGGCGGACAAUGGCCGCAGACGGACUCUCUAGCAAGGCCUUGAAGGUGAAGCGGGAGCUGGGGGAGAACACGCCGCUGCUGUCGGACGAGGAGCUCAUGGGGCUGUCGGUGCGCGAGCUCAACCACCACCUGCGGGGCCUCUCCAAGGAGGAGGUGGCGCGGCUGAAGCAGCGCCGGCGGACGCUGAAGAACCGCGGCUACGCRGCCAGCUGCCGCGUGAAGCGCGUCUGCCAGAAGGAAGAGCUGCAGAAGCAGAAGAUGGAGCUGGAGUGGGAGGUGGACAAGCUGGCCCGCGAGAACGCCGCCAUGCGCCUCGAGCUCGACACGCUGCGCGGCAAGUACGAGGCCCUGCAGGGCUUYGCCCGCACCGUGGCCGCCCACGGGCCCUCCGCCAAGGUGGCCACCGCCAGCGUCAUCACCAUCGUCAAGUCCGGCGCCAACCAGGCCGCCUACUCCUAGUGCCGGCCCCCGGCGCCUGCCCGGCCGCGGCC